AUGCAGCACAGGCCUGAUAGUGAGAAUGAGUUCCGGGGGGAACUGGUGAGUCAGCGGUGGACACGAGGGGAGAGAACGAGCGCACGCUGCCAGAGCUCCAGACUCAAGAGCCGGCCGCCAAUCAUGAUGAGUGUGGAGAGCGAUGACAAGAGGGCGCGCACACGCUCCAAAGGAAUGAGAGAGACGCAGACAGAGACAGAAGCAGAGGCUGAAGACAUCAAAGAAAAUGGACAAACCCAUGAAGAGGAAGAGCAGAAAGAUGAAGUUUUGGCCAUGCACGAGAAUGUCCUGAAGUGCCCCACUCCCGGCUGCACGGGACAGGGCCACGUCAACAGCAACCGCAACACGCACCGCAGACCCAUGUGUUUGGUGAAGCAGUUGGACGUCCCCCCUCUCCCUCACUUCGGCACAUAUGGCCCCGGGUCGGCCCCGUGCACGCCACGGGCGAACCUGGCCCACGAGCUGGAGAAGUUCUCCAAGGUCUCAUUUGAUUACGCCAGCUUCGACGCACAAGUGUUCGGCAAACGCACGCUGGCACCAAAGAUCCUCACCAGCCAAACCUCACCCAAAGCCUUCAAGACUAAAGCGUCUCCCAGCCUCAGCCUUCACGCCUUCACUAAGACUUCUCCGUACGAUUACGCUCACGACGCAGAGGCCGCUCACAUGGCAGCGACGGCCAUCCUGAACCUGUCCACGCGCUGCUGGGAGAGACCCGAGAACCUCAGCACCAAGGACCAUCCCAAGAUGGAGCACGCAGCUCAGUCCUACGUUUCGUCCGAUGAAGACGACAUGAUGGACGGUCUGGACGACAGGAAAUACCCGGGCGAGGACAGGAAGUACCCGGGAGAGGUCACAACCCCCACCUUCAAGCUCAAGUUCCACCCUAAAGAUGUGAAGAAGGAGCUUCUCGCGUGCCCCGUGCCCGGCUGUGACAGUCUGGGACACAUCAGUGGGAAGUACGCCACGCACCGCAGCGCGUACGGCUGCCCACUGGCCGCACGCCGCCAGAAGGAGGGGCUGCUGAACGGGACGCCCUUCAACUGGAAAGCAUUCAAGAGCGAGGGUCCCACCUGUCCCACACCGGGCUGCGACGGCUCGGGACACGCCAACGGCAGCUUCCUCACUCACCGCAGCCUCUCAGGAUGCCCCAGAGCCUUGUUCGCCAAAAAGAAAGCAAAGUACUCCGCGGAGGAAUACCUCAGCUCCAAGUUCAGAGCAGCAGACGGUGAGAGGAAACGGAACUGUGCUUUUGUGAAGGUGGUGUCGCUGCAGCCCGACUCGGCACAGUUGGACCUGUACAUUUUGGGCCGAGCCGAUCACUUCAUUGGGAACUGCGUGUCCUCCUUCACCGCCUUCGUGAAGAGGCAGCGGGACGUCCAGAGGCUGUCGUCCUCCUUCUUUGGGAUGGACCAGGACCCGCGGGACGAGCUUUGA
This is a messenger RNA of Knipowitschia caucasica, 1434 nucleotides long. The record is from the annotation of a GenBank genome assembly. Lineage: Eukaryota; Metazoa; Chordata; Actinopteri; Gobiiformes; Gobiidae.